This is a messenger RNA of Coturnix japonica (Japanese quail), 1368 nucleotides long. The record is from RefSeq and is a predicted model, not a curated record. NCBI's taxonomy places the organism in Eukaryota, Metazoa, Chordata, Aves, Galliformes, Phasianidae.
GAAAACUGUGAGAAAAGAGUAAGGGUGCACAGUCCUCACUCUUUUCUGCAGCACAAUUACUGGCUCCUGUAAAGGAAGAUCUUCCAGCUGACUUCUCAUCAGCAAACGAUCAGACAAAGAAACAGAACAAACACUGGGCUCUCUACCGUUCCUGCAAGAGAUCUGCACUAUAGCACAAGAGGUGAAGACGCAGAGGCCAGAUCUCAAGGAUAGAAAGCAGAUCCUCGGGGACAAAACAGCGCUAAAGAGUUCAGGACAGAAGGCAAGAAAAGGACUCAAUAAUUUCUAUUAUAUAGAUUCAACCUCAUCAUUCCCGCGGUUACCAAUUAACAACUUUUAACAACAGAGAUGGAAACUCGUCAUGAUUCUGUGAACAGAGGACACCUGCCAAGAAGGUAAACCCAUUUUACUUUGGGAUAUUACUCUAUAAGAAGUAAGAGUACACAUCAAUUACCAGCAGAACCUGCCUCAUCUACCAUCAAAAUGAAGUUCCCUAUAUUGUUUGGUCUCCUUGGAGUUCUCCUGGCUCCAGCCCUUGCCGAGGAGAACCACGGGAGGGCCAGCGGUGAACGUCCACACCUUCCACCCCAUGAAGAAGGUCCACGCCUUCCACCCCAUGAAGAAGGUCCACGCCAUCCACCCCUUGGCGAAAGUCCACACAUUUCAAUCCAUGCUGAAAAUCCACCCCAUUUUGAAGUUCCACACCCACCACUCCGUGAUGAAAGUCCACGCCAUCCACCCGCUGGCGAACAUCCACACUAUUUAUUCCUCACUAGAGUCCACCAUGAAAAUCGACCCCGUCAUCCACGCUAUCGUUUAGUCGGUACCCAUGGGUUUGCCAUCAGGCCACCUGUGCACACUGGUAACUGGAAAACCGUCUGGGAUGCCAGGACUGGCUUCAUGGCAACCAAGGUACUGGGAAAAAACACCUGCAUCAUAAGCAAAGCUGGCACAGGAUUUAAUGGAUUUGAGGGAGCUAGUUCCUCUGGGUUCCUUCCACCCAUAGAGCAUCGUUACGUGAUCUCAAAUGACAGACUCCUAAACCUGUACCCAUAUGGACCACGCAUUCAAAGGCUGUGCAAAGGAGUUCCCACUUACUUUGCUUACCCAUCUCCUGGAUCAAACUUCUCAGAGGAUGAUGCCUCAUGCAUCACAAAUAUGUUCAACAAUAUGAAGUUCAUUUACUGCAAUUUAUAAACUUCUCCUGAUGAAAUUUUGAGGAAGAAAAUAAACAGAUCUGUGUACCCAUGAAGAAGCCUUUUUUCCUUGAUGAUCUUAUCUCGAUCACAGUGUCAAUCAUGUAUCUGCCUUCUCUUCUGCUCUUUGUGGACCAUAUUUUCUUUCAUUAAAAUGCAUCAUCAGCCUCCA